Hansenula anomala is the source of this 786-nucleotide messenger RNA. RefSeq names its product rRNA-processing protein NSA2 (gene NSA2). The transcript has a single exon. Gene Ontology annotation, biological process: maturation of LSU-rRNA; maturation of 5.8S rRNA. NCBI's taxonomy places the organism in Eukaryota, Fungi, Ascomycota, Saccharomycetes, Phaffomycetales, Wickerhamomycetaceae. The coding region runs from base 1 to 786 and encodes 261 amino acids. The record is from RefSeq and is a predicted model, not a curated record. Gene Ontology annotation, cellular component: preribosome, large subunit precursor; nucleolus.
AUGCCUCAAAACGAAUAUAUUGAACAACAUAUAAAGCAACAUGGUCGUCGUUUAGAUCAUGAAGAAAGAAAACGUAAGAGACUUGCAAGAGAAGGUCACAGAGUUUCUAAAGAUGCACAAAAUUUGAAGGGUUGGAGAGGUAAACAAUUUGCUAAGAAACGUUAUGCUGAAAAAGUUGCUAUGAAGAAGAAGAUUAAAGCUCAUGAAGAGAGUAAAAUCAAAGGUCCAACUAAACCUGUUGAAGAUGAUGGUGAAGCUUUACCAACUUAUUUAUUAGAUCGUCAACAAACAAAUACUGCUAAAGCCAUUUCUUCAUCAAUUAAACAAAAAAGAAUGGAAAAAGCUGAUAAAUUCUCAGUCCCAUUACCAAAAGUUCGUGGUAUUAGUGAAGAAGAAAUGUUUAAAGUUAUCAAGACUGGUAAAUCUAAAUCUAAGGCAUGGAAGAGAAUGAUUACAAAACAUACAUUUGUUGGUGAAGGUUUCACAAGAAGACCUGUUAAAAUGGAAAGAAUCAUCAGACCUUCAGCUCUUAGACAGAAAAAGGCAAAUGUUACACAUCCAGAAUUAGCUGUCACUGUGUUUUUACCAAUUUUGGGUGUUAAAAAGAAUCCUCAAAGUCCAAUGUAUACACAAUUGGGUGUGUUGACUAAAGGUACCAUAAUUGAAGUGAAUGUUAGUGAAAUGGGAUUGGUUACUGCUGGUGGUAAAGUUGUUUGGGGUAAAUAUGCACAAAUCACAAAUGAACCUGAUAGAGAUGGUUGUGUCAAUGCUGUUUUGUUGGUUUAG